This is a messenger RNA of Trichoderma virens Gv29-8, 3012 nucleotides long. RefSeq lists its product as uncharacterized. Gene Ontology annotation, molecular function: tRNA methyltransferase activity; protein binding. The coding region runs from base 1 to 3012 and encodes 1003 amino acids. NCBI's taxonomy places the organism in Eukaryota, Fungi, Ascomycota, Sordariomycetes, Hypocreales, Hypocreaceae. Gene Ontology annotation, biological process: tRNA methylation; wybutosine biosynthetic process. The record is from RefSeq and is a predicted model, not a curated record. The transcript is spliced from 7 exons.
AUGGCCAAGCAAGAAGGAUGUCAUGGGUCGCAGACCUUGGACGAUUUGGUUAUGGGGACAAACAGCAGCAGCAUUACUUCGAAACGCAGUGUUGAGCGUCUGUAUCAUUCAAAUGAAGUUCCUUUCUUUCGCUAUUUUGUCCCAAAGUUUCAAAGGAGAGCGCCCCUUAUUAAUAGAGGCUAUUGGCUGCGUCUUCGGGCGAUUGAUACCAUAGUGCACAACGAUGUCCUUUUCAUUGAUGUGGACUAUCCUGACCUCAUAAAGAAGAAGCGGGCCAUAGUCUUACAGACUCCAGAGCUUCGAAGUCUUCUUGGAGAAGAUUUCACUCUCGGUGAUGAAGAUAAAGACGGUCUACUCCUGCGCAGCAAUAAGUAUUGCCAGCUUGGGUGUGACCUUCGACAGCUUGAUCGGCUGCGUAUGACUUUGGAAUCAUUUAUCAGCCUUCCUGAGUGUGCCAUUCUCUUCGUGGCAGAGGUUUCAAUCACGUAUAUGGACACCCUAUCUGCCGACUCUCUAAUCCAGUGGGGAAGCACUGUUGGUCGAGAAAACGAUUUUUGUCUCCUGGAACAGAUCCUACCAUUUGGAAAAAGCCAUCCGUUUGCCCAGCAGAUGCUUAGUCAUUUUGUUAAGCUGGGUACUCCCCUGCGCUCUGUUGAACAGUAUCCAACAGUUGAGAGCCAAGUGCGCCGGUUCCAGGACCGCGGGUGGCCUCGUGUGGAAAUAAAGGAUCUGUGGCAAGCAUGGUCAAGUGAAGAGUUUGUGACCGACUCAGAGAGAAUUGCUCUCGAUGACGUCGAGCCCUUCGACGAGUGGGAAGAAUUUAUACUAUUUGCACGCCAUUACUCCAUUCUCCAUGCAUCAACCAGCUGCAACGAAAGCUCAUCCCCACAAACGUCUGCUUCAGCCGCUAGUGAGAGUCCAAAGACGUUCGCAGGCCUACGCGUUGAAAUGAUCGGUAGAUCCAUCAAGAAACCUACCAAGAGACGAUUUGGAAAUAGCAUGAUCCUAAGUAAUGCACUUGGGCAGAGAUACGCUCUUAAUUUGCUAGGGAUGAGUCUCAACAGCAGAGAAUCUACUUAUGAUAUCUUCUCGCUUGAUGGGCAGCACCAAACAACUCCGCAGCUGCCGCCUUCUGGACCUCCUGCUCGCAUGUGUUUUACACUGACAGACCUAGGAGAUUAUGGAGUUAUGCUAGUUGGUGGUCGUACGUCGCCCUCCUGUGCCCUUUCAGACUGCUGGCUUUUCGAAAGAGGUGUCAAUCCGCGUUGGCGCGUGAUGCCGCAAUUGCCCGUUCCCUUAUUUCGGCAUUCUGCUCUUCGAUUAGGGAAUUCAUCUCUUCUUCUCAUCUUUGGAGGCAAGAAAAGCUCAUCGCAGCUCUCGGACGAGUUUUUUCUUUUUAACCCCCAAAGAGCUUGCUGGCAAAGUUGUACGAUACUGGGACCUGCUCCCGAGACUUGCUUUGGCUCACUCGUUUGCAAUUCGUCCUCCCCGUCAAGCACCCCAGGAGUAUUUAGUGGCAUGUUAGCCGGAGGAAUCUCCAAGAAUGGGUGUAUUGCUACUAAGCAGUAUAUAUGGAAAAUAAACACCUGCGAAACUGAGCCGACCAUUUCGUUUUCCCCCACCACAACCAAUAACCCCAAUAGCCAGAUACUCUCCUCGUUUGGUGCUCAAACUGUUCAUUUAGGGUCCUCUGUAAUUAUAUGUGGUGGUAUGGGAGCGGAUCCGUGCCUGCAUGGUCAAACUAUUGCUGUUAUUACCACUUCUGGUGAAGGAUUUGAAGUUUCAAACUUUUCAACCCCCAAUUACGAAGAUCCUAUGCCGUUUAUGAUUGGAUCUUCAGUUGUACAAGAUGGCGAUUCUCUUCUGGUGCUCGGUGGGGGGGCGACUUGCUUCUCGAUGGGGACCUUUUGGGAGACGGGCAUUUACAAGAUCUGUUUGCCUGACCAUAUCUUGAAGUCUUCUUAUUCUUCAUCAGGGAUAUACAACCCGUCCAACUCUACUGUCGAUCUCAUUGGAUGCCGAAAAUUUUCAGCCGCCUCAGCUAUUACAAGUCCAGACAGUGUUAACAACCCGGAUCAUCAGGAUCAGGGAGUAUCUCUAACCUCUGUACCCAGAAUACAACUUGAGUCAGCCGAACAGUUCCAAAAAAUCGUUGGUGAAGGGAAGCCAGUCAUUUUCAAGAGUUGCAGCAUCGGAGAGUGCCAACAAAAAUGGACCCCUGACUUCCUUGUAAACCGAAUUGGCGCAAAUGAGAAGUUUGUAAUACAUGAGUCUUAUGAGGAUACGGGUGUGUUGGACUUCAACAGCAAAAAUUUUGCGUAUGUGACAGACUCGUUUGGGAACAUCAUGAAUAAGCUGCAGUCUGGGGCCCGGGUUUAUCUACGAGCUUUAUCUCGAAAUAAGCCAUCUGAACUGCCAGCAAAGCUUGAAGAGGAUUUCCCAAAUUUGGCAGAAGACUUUACCCUUCCACCAGAAAUGGCCUAUAUCAAAGACCACCUAUUCAGCUCCGUGUUGAGAUUAUCAGGGCGAGCAAACAUGUGGCUGCAUUACGAUGUUAUGGCAAACGUUUAUGCACAGGUGGCUGGGGUUAGAAAGAUGAUUUUAUUUCCUCCCAGUGACGUGAAACACAUGUCCUUCGCCCCGGGUGCUUCUAGCUCGAGUGUGAACGUUUUUCAAGCGCUAGAAACUUCGUCUUUGCUUCGGGCGACGCAUCCUCACGAAGCUGUAUUACACCCAGGCGACGUCUUACUAAUACCGGCUCUCUGGCUCCAUACAGCUGCUCCAAUAACCGACAUGAGUACUGCAGUCAACGUUUUCUUCCGUGAUCCAGGUCAGAAAGAUCAUUAUUCUUCCGGACGAGAUGUUUAUGGUAAUAAGGAUCUGGAGGCAUAUGAGAAAGGGAGGCAGGCUAUUGCUCGGAUUGCGAAAAGCUUGCAGUCGCUGCCAUCUGCUGCUAGAGAAUUUUACCUCUGUCGACUUGAAGAUGAGCUACGAUUGGCUGCCGAGGCAUAG